GUACGUAGACAGAUACGUGAGUCCGCAGAGCGUCAGCAGCACCGGAGAGAAGCAGAGAAGAAGAAAGAAGAACAAACUGUAACGACAUUAAAAACAAACUAAAUAAAAUAAGAAGAAGAAGACAAGAUGGUGGCCAAACAGAGGAUCCGUAUGGCCAACGAGAAACACAGUAAGAACAUCACUCUGAGAGGAAACGUGGCCAAAUCAACGAGGAACAUCACGGAGGACAAAGGCGUGGGGCCCUGGCUGCUCGCUCUCUUCGUCUUCGUCGUGUGUGGAUCAGCCAUCUUCCAGAUCAUCCAGAGCAUCAGGAUGGGCAUGUAGAGUGAUGUCACCAGCAGGGGGCGGGGCUGUGUGCCCCUCCCCCGACCCUGCCCAUUUGAACUGAGCGGACCCAAACAUUCCUGAACUUUGACAGCUGUCUUGUCUGCAGACGGACAGAGAGACGACCAAUCAAGAAGCCCCCCAAACAGGCCCCGCCCCCUGACAGCAGCAUUUAUCUAUUCUCUGUGUUGAUUCACGUGUCGCUGCUCGCUGACCUUCUCAGCGUCUCUCCUGUAAACAACCACCGUGUGCCUUUCUCUGUUCUCCUGUGCUUAUGCCCCGCCCUCACUGAUUACACCUUAUCAGUACAGGUGGGGGGGGGGGGGAGGGCUGGCAGACAAUGUUCAACGUGCUCCUGUUACCUGUACCUGUGUUUAAUAGAGCAUUCCAUUCACUUCAUUCCACUUCUAUCCUCUCUCUCUCUCUCUUCCUCUUCCUCUCUCCUCCUCUUCAUCUCUCCUCUCUCUCCUCCUCUCUCCUCUCUCUCCUCCUCUUCAACUCUCCUCUCUCUCCUCCUCUCUCCUCCUCUUCCUCUCUCUCCUCCCCUUCCUCUCUCCUCUCUCUCCUCUUCAUCUCUCCUCUCUCUCCUCCUCUUCCUCUCUCCUCUCUCUCCUCUCUCUCCUCCUCUUCAUCUCUCCUCUCUCUCCUCCUCUUCCUCUCUCCUCCUCUCUCUCUCCUCUUCCUCCUCUCUCUAUCUCUCUCCUCUUCCUCCUCCUCAGCAUGAUGAAGGUCUUUUGAAUCAGAAGGUUAGGAGGUGCUGACAGGUGUGUGUGCACUGUGUGCAGCUUCACCUGAACAUAAUAAAGUCUCUUUUCCAAGA
This is a messenger RNA of Labrus mixtus (cuckoo wrasse), 1144 nucleotides long. RefSeq names its product stress-associated endoplasmic reticulum protein 1 (gene serp1). Bases 127 to 324 code for a protein of 65 amino acids. NCBI's taxonomy places the organism in Eukaryota, Metazoa, Chordata, Actinopteri, Labriformes, Labridae. Gene Ontology annotation, biological process: endoplasmic reticulum unfolded protein response. Gene Ontology annotation, cellular component: endoplasmic reticulum. The record is from RefSeq and is a predicted model, not a curated record. The transcript is spliced from 3 exons.